Messenger RNA from Solanum dulcamara, 455 nucleotides. Its product is annotated as protein CLAVATA 3. Gene Ontology annotation, molecular function: receptor serine/threonine kinase binding. The transcript is spliced from 3 exons. Bases 111 to 401 code for a protein of 96 amino acids. The record is from RefSeq and is a predicted model, not a curated record. Lineage: Eukaryota; Viridiplantae; Streptophyta; Magnoliopsida; Solanales; Solanaceae.
UAAAUUGGCUUUUACUAACUUCACUUCCUAUGCACUCAAUAUAUAUCUUGAUCCAUUUUGUUUCUUCACUCACUUAGAUCAAGAACUUGCUUUUCAUUUGCUUCUUGAAAAUGUCUUUGAUCAAUGCCAAACCUUUUACUCUCUUGGUCAUGCUAUGCUUUUUUGUUAUUCAAGAAUCUCAUGGUAUCUUAAAAUGCAUUUCACUAAAGGAAGUUGCUCCUGUGAGACUCCUAAAUAGAAAGGUUUUAGAAAGCCAGUGGGUUGCAUUUGGAAAGGGAUACUACAAUCAUGCAGAGAAGAUUAAUGAGAAGUUGGCUGAUUGGGAGCUAAGAGGAGUUCCAGCUGGUCCUGAUCCAUUGCAUCACAAUGGUGCGAGUCCUAAGAAACCCAGGACCCCAUGAUGCAAGUAUUAACUUUGUUUUGGCUCUAUGUCUAAGUUUUUAGUAAAGGGUAGU